GACCGGCCGAGCAAAGAUGCACGGGACAGAGCGGGAGGGAACCGGGACAGAGAGGAGCCCCACCAUCAUGGCCGAGCCCCAUCCCGAUCCUUCCCCAGCCCCGCUGAAGUCUCCGGCAUUUGACCUCUUCAACCUGGUCGUGUCCUACAAGAGGCUGGAGAUCUACCUGGAGCCCGUCAGGGAUGCAGGCGACGGCAUCCGCUAUUUACUCAGGUGGCAGGCCCCAUUGUGCUCGUUGCUUACCUGUCUGGGACUCAACUUCCUGUUCCUCACUCUGAAUGAAGGCGCGUGGUUCUCUAUGGGGGCCCUGCUGAUCUCGGUGCCCGCCUUGCUGGGCUACCUACAGGAAACGUGCCGGGCCCGGCUCCCCGAGCCCGAGCUGGCGAGACGCAAGUACCACAGUGUGCGGCGGGAGGACCUGCAGAAAGUCCGGCUGUCACGGCCUGAGGCUGUGGCCGAGGUGAAGAGCUUCUUGAUCCAGCUGGAGGCCUUCAUGAGCCGCCUGUGCUGCAACUGCGAGGCGGCCUACCGGGUGCUCUACUGGGAGAAGCCUGUCGUGUCAUCGCAGUUCUAUGGGGUUCUCUUGGGCUCCGUCUGCGUGCUCUACUUGCUGCCCCUCUGCUGGGUCCUUACCCUUCUCAACAGCACCCUCUUUUUGGGCAACGGCGAGUUCUACCGAGUGGUAGGUGAGUACCAUGCUGCUCUCCAGCGGCGGCUGAAUCCCAAGGUGUCGCGGAUCACCCACGAGACCCCGGAACCCAACGAUGGGGAAAGAGCAGCCCUGCCGGAACGCACUCCCACCCCCACCGAGGAUCUCACCCCGGGCAGUGUGGAAGAGGCAGAGGAGGCGGAGCCAGAUGAAGAGUUUAAAGACGCGAUCGAGGAGACUCACCUGGUGGUGCUGGAGGAUGACGAGGGCUCCCCCUGCACCGUGGAGUACGACCUGGCCCUGAACGACAACGGCUUCAUGAGCAAGAACGAGGUGUUGCGCAGCCGGGUGUCCCGCCUCACCGAGCGGCUCCGCAAGCGCUACCCCACCAACAACUUUGGAAGCUGCACUGGCUGCUCCGCCACCUUUUCGGUGCUCAAGAAGAGGAGGAGCUGUAGUAACUGUGGCAACAGCUUUUGUUCUCGAUGCUGCUCCUUCAAGGUCCCCAAGUCUUCCAUGGGAGCCACAGCCCCCGAUGCCCAGAGAGAGACGGUAUUUGUGUGCGCCUCAUGUAACCAGACUUUGAGCAAGUGAGAAGAGCCCAGGAGGCUUUUGCCCAUUCUGUAUCUCCUCGCUGCUGCCCUCUCCCACCUAGACCCAAACCAAGGCCGGGGGCUAGUUUCCCCUUCUCUCUCCCCUCAACUGUCCCUCCUUGCCUAAUGCGGAGAGCUGCCUGGGCAGAGCCAGGUGGUGGACAGUGUGAGAGGGGCUUUUUGCCCUUCUCCCACCUGUCACCUGCCCUGAGGGGCAGGAAACGGUUCCAAUUCCUGCUUUUCUUUCCCCUCAAGGCUCCUCUCCUCAUUUCCGGCCUGUUGGAACAGGACAGCGGGCCCUGAGGAAAUAGGGGAGGAAUUGGAUUCAUUGUUUUCUGAGCUCCUUCUUUGCUUUUGGAAGGAGACUUAUAACCCCUUCCUGGGCCGUGUCUGUGUCAGGUAGCUGUGAGAUAGGCCCAGUCACGACUGCACAUCCGGAUGGGGUCAGCCUCUAUUCUGGAACGCUGCUUCCUCCCAAGACCCACCAUGAUAGCGGCGUGAGUUGGGGGAAGUCAGUGGGGGCUACAUGGGUAGGGGAGAGGUCCUCUAGGAGAUUUUGGUUUGGAGCAAUGGUUCCAAUGCAGGGCUGGGCCACGAAUGGAGCCGUUAUCCUCCACAGCCCGUCUGAGGAGAAUGGGGUAGUGGCAGCACCCGUGGUAGCCAGACAACUCGCUGGAGGCAAGAACGCACCACAUCCCCUGGAAAGCCUCUAGAUUGUUCCCUGGGAGUGAUGGCAGACCUAGCCCUGUUCCUCAGCUCCAACCAGCGGCCCAGCAAUCCCACCCAGAUGCCCCCGUCCCUUAAGGUCUGGGACUUCAGCCUCUUGAACGGAGGAGCCCAGACUCGGUUGGGGAGCCCACGAACUCGGCUUGAUUCCUUGGCAUUCAGUUGCUCCCCCAGCUUCGGCCCCACGUCUCCCCCCACCCCCUCCAUGGCUCAGGGGGACAGGUGAGGGUCCUGGCUUCCCCUUCAGCCCUGCCCCUCUGCUGAGUUGAAGUGAGGGCACUGCCCAGGUUAUGCCCUGCCUCCCGGGAGGUCCUAAUACAGCCGGGGAGAGUGGCCCUGAAGCCACACCUCCUCGCAGGUUUCACUCUGGGCAAGGCUUCCCCGGUCCCUUCCCUCCAUUCCUCCUCCUCCCCUUUUUCCUCAGGCAGGUCCCUGCCCUAGAGCUAUUUAUUUAUUUAUUACACCCGUCCGGGGGUCAGGGACAACCUGCUUCUGUUUCUCUGCCCUGGGCACAGUUGGCAAGCAGGAGGAGGGAGGGGAAGUGCAUUGUCCAGACAGGAUGGCCUGUAAGCGGUCAGCCGAUGGCCAGCUCGGCCUCAGCAUCCCUCACCUCACCGGGCUGCCUGCCCAGUAGCACAAGGGCUCAAUCGCUCUCUGCUUUACACUGGAAAUGAACUAAAGUCUAGCUGGAAAUGUAUGUAUAUAUGGAGAAAUGACAAUAAAACACCCUAGCAACCAG
This is a messenger RNA of Tachyglossus aculeatus (Australian echidna), 2707 nucleotides long. RefSeq names its product zinc finger FYVE-type containing 27 (gene ZFYVE27). Gene Ontology annotation, biological process: protein localization to plasma membrane; neuron projection development; endoplasmic reticulum tubular network formation. The record is from RefSeq and is a predicted model, not a curated record. The coding region runs from base 17 to 1243 and encodes 408 amino acids. The transcript has 13 exons. Gene Ontology annotation, cellular component: endoplasmic reticulum tubular network; growth cone membrane. NCBI's taxonomy places the organism in Eukaryota, Metazoa, Chordata, Mammalia, Monotremata, Tachyglossidae. Gene Ontology annotation, molecular function: metal ion binding.